Molecule: messenger RNA, 3023 nt
Organism: Lemur catta (Ring-tailed lemur)
Lineage: Eukaryota; Metazoa; Chordata; Mammalia; Primates; Lemuridae
Gene: TMEM150C
Product: transmembrane protein 150C
Exons: 8
Coding region: 276-1025 (249 amino acids)
Source: RefSeq, a predicted model, not a curated record
UCAUAGACACUGUGAUAGUCCUUGUCAUUAGCAGAUGACUCGUUCAUCUUUUCUGCUUCAUUCCAGCUGGUUCUGAGAGCAGAAUGAAAAAUUACUGUGGCAGGGAGCUCAUUUCCUGAUAAAUUACAAAAUGAAAAAAAGACAACCCAAGAUCCCGAGAGCACUUGCAGUGGAACAUAGUGAACAUUUAUUGAAAGGCUGGCCAUGCUAGACACUGUUCUGAGUCCUGUACAUAUAUUUUCAAUCCUCACAAAAAUCCUAUAAGGGGUGCAGGCAUGGAUGGGAAGAAAUGCAGCGUCUGGAUGUUUCUACCUCUUGUGUUCACUUUGUUUACCACAGCCGGGUUGUGGAUAGUAUACUUCAUAGCUGUGGAAGAUGACAAAAUUUUACCAUUAAAUUCAGCUGAAAGGAAACCUGGUGCGAAGCAUGCGCCAUAUAUAAGUAUUGCAGGUGACGACCCUCCCGCCAGCUGUGUGUUUAGUCAAGUUAUGAACAUGGCAGCCUUCCUAGCCCUUGUGGUAGCUGUUCUGCGCUUCAUACAACUGAAACCAAAGGUUCUAAACCCGUGGCUGAAUAUUAGUGGAUUGGUGGCGCUGUGCCUGGCUUCCUUUGGAAUGACCUUACUUGGUAAUUUUCAGCUCACUAGCGAUGAAGAAAUCCACAACGUUGGAACUUCCUUGACCUUUGGAUUUGGCACGUUGACCUGCUGGAUCCAGGCUGCGCUGACACUCAAAGUCAACAUCAAGAACGAAGGACGGAAAGUUGGAAUUCCACGAGUUAUUCUGUCAGCCUCGAUCACUCUCUGUGUGGUCCUCUACUUCAUCCUCAUGGCUCAGAACAUCCACAUGUACGCGGCCAGGGUGCAGUGGGGCCUGGUCAUGUGCUUCCUGUCUUACUUCGGCACCUUUGCAGUGGAGUUCCGGCACUACCGCUACGAGAUCGUGUGCUCCGAGUACCAGGAGAACUUCCUGAGCUUCUCGGAAAGCCUCUCGGAAGCCUCCGAGUAUCAGACCGACCAGGUGUGACCCGUCGGUUUGCCCUCGCCGGUGAGGUGGGUGUGAGGGCGGGGGAGGGGCUGGAGGACACACUCACAGGGAUGGACGCGUGACCUCAUGACACAUUUUUACACACACACGUUCACGGCCACAUCUGCCAGACGAGCUUUUCAGGGCGAGUUAUUUCUUUAAUGAAAAGCAGAAGCCCUCACGUGUCGAAACACAUGCUGUCACUCUGAACCCCUAUGCACGACAGAGCAAGAAGCGUGUGCAUGAUCACCUCUCUCCUCCCUCCCUCCGCCAGUCCUCCCUGCUCUCCUCCCUCCCUCCGCGUUUCCAAGGCCGUGACCACCCUGCCAUGGAGCAGGGCAGGCCCAGCGCUUCCUGGGACUAAUGCCAACUCCCCAAGUUGCCUUCAGGUCCAAAGGGCUUGGAACGAGCCUGCGAGGGAUUUCUGAAGCUGGCGCUCAUAUUCCUGGAAAGAUCGCAGCACAGCCCCUAACUGGAUGGAAGCCGUACUGCAACGUGUGACCCCGUGCAAAGGCGUGGACCGAACUUUCCCACGAAAGCUCCCUUGCCCGUUGGUCGGCCAUGUGGCUCCCAGGAGAGGAACACGCUACAGCCUGUGUGAGUGAAGCCACCACCGUGGUUUGGCCUUGAUUCACUUGACUGUGAACUGUUUCCAAAUGUGAAUAUUUGUAGGGGCAUCGUCUGCCAGGCACGGAACAAGCUGGGGACAGGGAGGGUAUGGUUUCGUUUUUGCUUCCGUGGUAUGCCAUGUACAGUUUUUGUUUUAUAUUUCAGGGUUUACCUUUUUAUUUUUCUUGAAGUAACUCUAAUGCCCUGCGUCUCUCUAGUCCUCAGGGACAAAGACGACACAGACCAAAUGCAAGGGCUGAGCUUGCAUUGGGUUCAGCCGGGAUCGGGGGUCACCUGCAGGCUCAUUGUGCUGCUUUUAUGUGUGAGGCUAAGACAAUAGUCACAGGAAAGUACGAAGAAACAGGACCGGGCGGAGGUACUCGAAAGAGUUCCUGCUGCCUCUUCAGGAAAGAAAAGAGUUUUAGAGCAUCUUGCUGAAGUUCAACUCAAGGGACACUUUUGUAGUAUUUAUCUAUUGCCCAAAUCUAGGGUUUUUGUUUUUGAUUAAGGGUUUUUCAAAUUUGGAACUUGUAGAAUACCCUUCCCAAAAACCAAAUUGAUGGAGGUGGUCCCUACUGCCAAACACGUAGUUCCCACCUGCUCAGAGUUCAGAGCUCAGACGGUGGGUGUGGGCUUUGGAAGUUACGCUCCGUGACACAGAGUAGAAUUCCAAAUUGAAAAUGUGUCGGAGUGAGCCCAGUUGACAGACCCCCUCCACGAGUGCACUUUGUCUCAAGAAAUCCCCAGAUUUACUUCAUGGAGGCCUGGGAUUUCAUGGACUAUAAUGUGAAAACCAUUUUUUAACUCACCCCAAAGUCUGAGCUUCUUGAGGGAGGGGUCAAUGUCUUUUCAUCUCUGUAUUUGUCCCCACCUACUAGCACAGUGCCUGGCACAUACUAGGUGCUCAAUAAAUGCCUGUUGAAUAGCAUCAGUGACAAUUUAAGAGUAGGACGGAGGGGUGUCAGAGAGAGACUCCAGGAUGAGUGAGACAGGUUGGAAGGGGGCGGUUUCACGAGACAGGACUGCAGAAAUCACGGCUGGCGUGAGAUCGGCAGUGGGAACACCUGGAAGGUUGAAAUGGGAGGAAAAGAUCAAGCUGAGCAUAUUCUCCUAUUAAAAGGCAUCUUAUUGUAAAUAGUCUAAGGUGACAUUUAUUAGUUUUGAACACUGCUUUUGGGUUUCUUUUUUCAUUUUUAUAUUUUAAAAAUUUUAUGAAAGGACAACGAUUUAUGCAGUUUUCUUUUACUCUGCACAAUCCAAAUGAAACAGCUUUUGGUGACGCAAUCAUACACUUUCUUAAGAGUCAAUCUAAUAGCACAUUUUAGCAGAAUCAAGCAAUGACUGACAUUAUUCAUUGGGAUCUGGCCACUAAAUAAAUUCUUUUAUGCA